AUGUCGCAGCCAAAAAUCCCAGAUAGGGCCCGCAACUAUAAGGAAGACCCGGCGCCUGUAGCGUCGCAAAAGAUGCUCCGCCGCAUCGACGCCUACAUGCACCCUAACCCUCAGGGUCCGCCACAGCAUCAUUCGCCCUACGUUCAGCAAAUUCAAGGCCCUCCACCACCCCAGCAGCAGCAAGAGGUUCCCUACUAUUCGCAGCACCACCAGAGCCCGUAUAGCGCCAACAGUGCACCGAGUAACUACUCGUCUUCAGAAACCCCAGAGCUCAUGGCGGCCGCAACGAUGAAUCGGGGUGGAUACCCACCGAUCUCGUAUCACACUCCUCAGUCAAACUCACCAGCAUCUGUCCAAUCACCUCAGCAUGACCAGCACGGCAGGCCGAUUUACGGGCAACCACCAAGCCAGAUGCCUCAGUCCAUGUACUACACGCCUUACGGCUCGGCCCCAGUAACCCAACAGUCACCUUACCAACAGCACCCAUCAAGUGCUCCACAGCAGCCAAUGGCGACUCAAUCGUUGCUCAUGUCCCAUCAACAAAACCAGCAGAUGCAACACCAACAUCAGCAGCACCACCCCCAGACUCCAGGCAUGACCGGAAGCCCCAAGUCGCGAAUGUCACAGACACCGCUUCAGAGGCCUCCAUCGGGCCUCGGUCCCCCCCAAGCCCCGCCUCAAGGUCCUCCCGUUGGUACUCCCAACAUGCACUCGGGACCUCCAGGAGGACCCAACGUCAACCCCAAUGCUGCGCCUGGUCCCAUUCCCGCAACGACCCCGCUUGUAGUACGACAAGACCAGAACGGCGUACAGUGGAUUGCGUUUGAGUAUUCCCGUGACAGGGUCAAGAUGGAGUACACGAUCCGCUGCGACGUCGAGUCUGUCAAUGUUGAUGAGCUUCCCCAAGACUUCAAGACUGAGAACUGCGUUUACCCACGCGCCUGCUGCGCCAAGGACCAGUACAAGGGUAACCGCCUGCACUACGAGACUGAGUGCAACACUGUCGGUUGGGCAUUGGCCCAACUAAACCCUUGCCUUCGCGGCAAACGUGGUCUCAUUCAACGAGCCGUCGACAGCUGGCGCAACAGCAACCAGGAUCCUCGAUUGAGGAGCCGACGUGUGCGUAGAAUGGCCAAGAUGACCACGAGAAAAGCCCAGUCGGGUUCGCAUGGCAACCACAUGGCUGGACCAGGUGGCCCAGGUGCUCCCGGUGUGCCCAAUUCAGCGGGAUUAGCCGCACCACCACGACAACCCAACAUGGGCAUGGGCGGUCCUCAGAUGCACCAUCACCACGAUGGUCCUGGAGGACCCCACGGAGGACCGGAUGAUGUUAGCGCCAAUGAGUAUGGUGAAUCGCACACUCAUCAUCACCAAGCACCAAACGGCCAACAGUCACCAACCGACGGGCGCCAGGCGCAGAGCUUCUACCCCAACUUUCCAUCGGGCGACUCGGUAGCAACCGCAAACGGCAUGCCGCCUAUCCACGACGGCUUAAGCCAUCCUCCGCCUCCGUCUCACGCCGCGGGUGUUGCAGUCUCCAAGCAGCAAGAGCAAGAUGAAGAAGAGCGAAAGCUAGCCAUGUUCGGUGACUUACCUGACUCGAAGCGUCGCAAGUUCAUCCUCGUGGACGAUGCGCAACGAGGAACUAGAGUGCGCGUGCGAGUUACGCUUGACACUGUCAAGAUGGAAGAAAUGCCCGACUCGUACCGCAAAUCUAACUCGGUCUUUCCUCGCAGCUACUUCGCCAUGCAAAUGACCUCUCCACCUGCCAGUCCUCGCGGCAGCAAAGUCUUUUCUGACGAGCCUGACGUUGAGGGCGACCCAAGCUUCCCACUAGCCGGCUCUACCAUUGUACCUGUGCCUACUCUCGACGGCGAGACACGUGUUCCCAAGCCGCGUCUGACGCGUGCGAAGCGUUCCAAGGAGAUUACGCUAAAUGAUCUCGGUUACCGCAUGAGUUGGAGUCAGAGCCGUGUCUUCGCAGGUAGAACAUUGUUCCUACAAAAGUCCCUGGAUGCUUAUCGCAACAAGAUGCGAAGCAGCAUGAUGGGUCAAGGUCAAGAUGUUACCCAGGUGGCGCCACACUUUGAGACGCGCGUCGGAAAACGGCGGUGGAACGAAAGAAUUGAGAGAAGCAAGAAGCCCAGGCGCGAGGGCUCUCCUUAA
Pyrenophora tritici-repentis Pt-1C-BFP is the source of this 2166-nucleotide messenger RNA. RefSeq names its product PAT1 multi-domain protein. NCBI's taxonomy places the organism in Eukaryota, Fungi, Ascomycota, Dothideomycetes, Pleosporales, Pleosporaceae. The record is from RefSeq and is a predicted model, not a curated record.